This is a messenger RNA of Triticum aestivum (bread wheat), 3405 nucleotides long. RefSeq names its product homeobox-leucine zipper protein ROC8. Bases 724 to 2781 code for a protein of 685 amino acids. Gene Ontology annotation, molecular function: DNA binding; DNA-binding transcription factor activity, RNA polymerase II-specific; lipid binding. The record is from RefSeq and is a predicted model, not a curated record. Gene Ontology annotation, biological process: regulation of DNA-templated transcription. The transcript is spliced from 8 exons. Lineage: Eukaryota; Viridiplantae; Streptophyta; Magnoliopsida; Poales; Poaceae.
CCUCCGGCUCUUAAUUCGCAUCGGUUAUCGCUCCUCCUCCACACUGUACCCGCACUGCAGCACACCAUACGAGUACGAAAGAGAGUGACGAGUAGAGCUGUAGAGAGAGAGGGGGGUAGACGUAACGCGAAUCCAACGAGGCCAUAGAUUGAGCGCGUGUGCCGCGCUCGCCCGCUGCCAUGCCCAUGCGUGCGUUAUAGUUGGAGAGAGAGAGAGGAGAGAUAGGGAGGGUGUAGGAGUUAAGGAAGGCGGGCAGGUGCAGCAAUGGUGGAUGCCUCCUGAUUGCUGACUCCGAGAACUCCAGCGGGGCGGGGAAAGCUCCUCUCUCCUCUCUUCUCUUCCAUGUAGCUAGCUCCCUCUCCUUCCCUUCCUCCUGAGCUGUAUGCAUGUUUACUGCUUCUGCUUCGCCAGGACCAGAGAGGUUACUGCUUCGUACCGCGCCCCCGCUGGCUCGCUGCAUCUCUCUAUGCCCUGCCCUGCCCUGCUGCCGCUUCUUUCUUCCUCUUGCGCGCGUCUAGUGGCACCGCAGAGCUUGGCGUAGCAGGCGCGACGCGAGGGCGUCUGUCUAUAUAGCGCGCGCCUGGUACUGCUACCACUAGGCCUCGAUCGUAGCACCGCUCGCUUACUUUGUUCUGCAAGUCGCCGGCCGGAUUGGGAUUGCGCGCGCUCGAAGCAAACGACGUGCCCACAAGACUAGGAGGCAGGCGCCGGGAAGCCGGGGCCAUGGACUUCGGCGACGACCUCGUGCCGGGCUCCGACGCCCACCGCCGCAAGAAGCGCUACCACCGCCACACCCCGCGCCAGAUUCAGCAGCUCGAGGCGAUGUUCAAGGAGUGCCCGCACCCGGACGAGAACCAGCGGAUGCACCUCAGUCGGGAGUUGGGGCUGGAGCCGAGGCAGAUCAAGUUCUGGUUCCAGAACCGCCGGACUCAGAUGAAGGCGCAGCACGAGCGCGCCGACAACUGCUUCCUCCGCGCGGAGAACGACAAGAUCCGCUGCGAGAACAUCGCUAUGCGCGAGGCGCUCAAGAACGUCAUCUGCCCCACCUGCGGCGGCCCGCACUCCGGCGCCGACGACUACUUCGACGAGCGCAAGCUCCGGAUGGAGAACGCACACCUCAAAGAAGAGCUUGACCGGGUGUCCAGCCUGACGUCCAAGUACCUGGGGCGGCCCAUCACGCAGCUCCCGUCGAUGCAGCCGCUCUCCAUGUCGUCGCUGGAGCUCUCCGUCGGCGGGCUCGGCAGCCCGGUGGCGCUCGGCCCCGCGCUGGACCUGGACCCGCUCGGCGGGAGUUCCCCGUUCCAGCUCCCGGCGCCCGUGUCCGAGAUGGAGCGGCCGAUGAUGGCCGAGAUGGCGACGCGGGCCAUGGACGAGUUCAUCAGGCUGGCGCAAGCCGGCGAGCACCUCUGGGUCAAGGCGGCGGGUGGCCGGGAGGUGCUCAACGUCGACACGUACGAUAGCAUCUUCGCCAAGCCCGGGAGCAGCUCCUUCCGCGGCCCGGACGUGCACGUCGAGGGCUCCCGCGACUCGUGCCUCGUGCUCACCAGCGCCAUCGCCCUUGUCGACACGUUCAUGGACUCGAGCAAGUGGACGGAGUUCUUCCCGACCAUCGUAACCAGAGCGCGCACGAUCGACGUUCUCGUGAACGGCAUGGCCGGCCGGAGCGAGUCUUUGGUGCUGAUGUACGAGGAGCUGCACGUGAUGUCGCCGGUCGUCCCGACGCGCGAGUUUUGCUUCCUCCGCUACUGCCGGCAGAUCGAGCAGGGCCUGUGGGCGAUCGCCGACGUCUCCGUGGACUUGCAGCGGGACGCACGCUACGGCGCACCGCCGGCCCGCUCGCGCCGGCUCCCAUCGGGCUGCCUCAUCGCCGAUAUGUCCAAUGGCUACUCCAAGGUGACCUGGGUCGAACACAUGGAGACGGAGGACAAGACCCCCAUCAACCAGCUCUACCGCGACCUCGUCCUGAUCGGGGCGGCGUUUGGGGCGCACCGGUGGCUGGCAGCGCUGCAGAGGGCGUGCGAACGGCACGCGUGCCUCGUGACGCCGCCGCACAGGGACAUCGCCGGGGUGACGUUAGAGGGCAAGAGGAGCAUGAUGAGGCUGUCGCAGCGGAUGGUGGGCAGCUUCUGCGCCAGCCUGAGCGCGUCGCAGCAGCACCGGUGGACGACGCUGUCGGGGCCGGGCGCGGGCGUGGACGAUGCGGCCGGCGUGCGCGUCAUGGUGCACCGCAGCACGGACCCCAGGCAGCCCAGCGGCGUGGUGCUCAGCGCCGCCACCUCCAUCUGGCUCCCCGUGUCAUGCGACCGGGUGUUCGCCUUCGUGCGCGACGAGAACACGCGCUCCCAGUGGGACGUGCUCUCGCACGGCAACCCGGUGCAGGAGGUGUCCCGCAUCCCCAACGGCUCGCACCCGGGGAACUCCAUCUCCUUGCUCAGAGGCCUGAACGCGAGCCAGAACAGCAUGCUGAUCCUGCAGGAGAGCUGCGCGGACGCGUCGGGGUCGCUGGUGGUGUACGCGCCGAUCGACCUCCCGGCGGCGAACGUGGUGAUGAGCGGCGAGGACCCGUCGUCUAUCCCGCUGCUGCCGUCCGGGUUCACCAUCCUGCCCGACGGCCGCGCGUCCAGCAGCACGGGGUCGGUGGUGACGGUGGCGUUCCAGAUCCUGGUGAGCAGCCUGCCAUCGUCGCGGCUGAACGCAGAAUCAGUGGCCACGGUCAACAGCCUCAUCGGCACCACUGUGGAGCAAAUCAAGGCGGCCCUGAACUGCGGCAGCAGCCAUUGAUGAGGGGCGCUCCGCCUGCCCUCCGUCAGCGGGAGCGAGUAAGAGCUCCUCCCCCCAUUGAUUCCCAUUCAAGGCGAACCGGGGUUUUGGUUGGUUGGAGCCUUGAAUGCCCCGCGCAUUCAUGGAGAUGGAGGAGCGCGCCGUGGUGGUGGUGCUGGUGGUGGUGUCGCUCGGCUGGGGUUCAUCCUCUGCCGCCGCCGCUAUCACCCCGCCGUCCGGUCGCUGGAUGGAAGCCCACUCGCCCACGUCGUCUUCUUCCACGUUUGGUUAGGUAUCUAGUCUAGUUUCCAUGAUGAUCUCUUGGUUUGCAGGGUUACUUACGUUUGGAGUUUGCAUGCAUGCAUGCACGCAUGCACGAGCACGUCUCGGAGUUGGAGGCUUUGCAUGAGCCCGAAGGAGUCAAGAACGCACCAUGCUUGUCCCGUUCCUCUCGCCGCGGCCACGUCCUAUCAUCUUCUUCUUUCUUUUUCUGUAUUUUCUUCUUCUCCUCCCUUUUGAUCCUCCUCCCAUGGCCAUGGUGUAGUGUAGCCGCAGCAGAGGAUGAAUGGUUCGGGUAUUGACUUCUGUCCAUCAAUGUAAAAGCCUCCAAUCAAUUAAUGAACAUUCAGGUUUUCCUUUGCCCAA